AUGAAAAUCAAGUUAAAGUAUUACAAUGAUUGGGGAGAAGAAUAAAUUUGUAUUAUUAAGGUGCCUUCAAAAGGAACAGUGGAUGACUUGUAAUCUGAAAUACAGAAGGUCACAUAAAUUGAGGUAUGUAAUCAAAAAUUGUAUUUAUUCACUAAAUCUCAAAUGAUGGAAAUUGAAAAGCACUCUUAUUUAAGUUCGAUUCAAUUUAGUCCAGAAUCGAUAGUAUUUGUCAAAAAUGUUGAUGAUUAAUUUAGCAUAAACUCUUCUUUUAAUUCUCAAAAAUAAUAAUAAUAAUUUAAGUCCUAUAAUUCAAAUAGUCUCGCCGCAGAUCUACAGAACACUUUGAAUGAUUCCUUUCAUAACUCCUUUAAGAAUAAUCAAUUUAAGUCGAAUACCAAUAUAAAUUAGCACAAUGAUAUUGAAAAGUUUUAUGAGUUUAUCCAGACAAACAAUUUUUAGAAAGCAAAACACUUAUUAGAUAAUUAUGAAAAGAAUAAGAACCUACUUCUAAAUGAUCUGUCUGUAUUUGGAUGGUCAUCUCUACAUGUAGCUAUAGUAACUGGAUAUGAAAAGAUCGUCUUAUGGCUAUUAAGUGAAGGGGCUGAUGUGAAUUUGGAAACAAAUGAUGGAUGGAAUUGUCUCUCUUUGGCUGUUUGUCUAAAAUUAAAUUAAAGUAUUGCGAUUGUAAUUAUCAUCAGUUGUAUUGUUUUUAAUUGGAUAACCAGAUAUCAACAUCAACAAAGCAAGCAAACAUGGAACUGCUUUGCAUUUGGCUGCCCAAAUAGAUGAUGCUGAAAUAACAAUGUCUCUGUUACAACAUCCGAAUAUUGAUGUAAAGUAGUUAAUCAUUAAUAAUUUCAGUAUUCAAGACAAGACUAAUAGAAGACCGAUUGAAAUUGCAGGCACACAAGUUAGAUAGCUAUUAAAAUAUGAAAAUGAACUGAAAUUGAACACAGUCUAUAGAAAUUCAUUUAUGAAAUCAAUGAAUGGGAUCAAUCUGGAGGAUUUGCAGAAAGAUGUAUAAUGAUUUUGUAUAAAAGAGACUUUUAUAAUAAAUAAACCAACCAGGCCACCAAUUCUAACUGGAAAAGUAUUGAAGGUUAAUUAUUUCAAAUUGAUUAUGUAUCAAAGAUUUCUGAUUGCUGAUCCUGAUUCUGGAACACUAGUAAGAUUCAAAACUGAGAAAGACAUUCCUAAUAAUCCAAAGUAUUGAAACCUAAUAUUUUAAGUGAAGUAAUUGCAUUAGAUUAAAUAAAUGAGAUCAAAGUCACAAAGGAUGAGUGGUUUUAGGAAGAUGAAUAUCAUUACUUAGAAAUCAAAUAUUCAACUAAUCAUCUCUUUAUAGCAUUCAAAGAAACUAAUGCUGCUCGAAGAUGGUAUGAAGGUCUGAAGAAUUGUGUAGGAUAUGCUCGUUACAUCAACCAAAAUUUCCUCGUAAGAGGUUCUACUGAUGAAAUUAAGAAUGCCAGACGAGCAUACAAUUUAAUGCUACAGAAACCUAAUUAAAUUAUGAAUAUUGUAGAUUCGAAGGCAAUCGAAUAACAACGAUAUAUCUAAUAGCAAUAGAAAGCAAAAAAGGAGAAAUUUAAAUAAUCAUUAGCCAGUGUAAGUGAGGCAGAAUACGAGGUUGAUCUUGUUGACGAAAAGGGAAGUUAAAAAAAAUUAAGUAAUAUUGGUUUAUCAAGUUUAUCAAACUUUGAAUUGAUUGGUAAAGGCAGUUUUGGAAAAGUUUACAAGGCUAAAUACAAAAAUCUUUAUUGCGCUUUGAAAUAAUAAGAAAAGAGUAUGUUAAUCAAACAAGACUUUUUAAAUUAUACACUAUUAGAACUUUAAAUUCUCAAAACCAUUAAGCAUCCUUUCAUUGUUCGCCUAUAUUUUGCUUUCUAAGUUUUUAUACCAAUAAUUCUAGACCUAAAAUUACUUAUACUUGGCCACUGAACUGUGUCCUGCAGGUGACUUAGCAAGGUACAUGACUAGGGGAAAGAUCUUGGAUGAAUAUACCUCCAAAUUCAUUGUUGCUCAAAUAAUAUUGGCUGUCGAAUAUCUUCACUCCAAGUCCAUUCUUUAUAGAGAUCUCAAGCCAGAAAACAUCUUGAUAGAUUCAGACGGAUAUAUCAAACUUACAGAUUUUGGCUUAUGCAAAAAAGGUCAAUUAGGCUAAGAGAUUAUUGCCAAAAGCUUCUGUGGCUCUCCAGCUUAUCUUCCACCUGAAUUGAUUGAAGGUAUUGGAUCAUCUAAAGCAACUGAUAUUUACUAAAUAGGAACUAUUUUAUUUGAAAUGCUUACAGGCUACCCUCCGUAUUUUAACACCAAUAUUAAAACUUUAAUUGAAAAUAUCAAAUAUUGUAAAUUAAAUAAUUUUCAAAUUAUAGAACAAUUAUAAAUUCCCAAAGGAAUUAGUGCUACAGCUGCAGACCUUUUAAGAUCAUUGCUUGUUAAGUCUCCUAAGGAAAGAUUAGCCUAAGUAGACCUCCAUAAAAUAAAGAAACAUUUGUUCUUUGCUGAAAUAGAUUGGAUCAGAUUGCAGGCUAAAUAAUAUAAGCCUCCAGGGUUAACACUUCGAAACAAUUGUAAUAACAGCAGAAACGGGUUUAAAUUUUUAGAAAAUAAAAAUGUACUCUAAAUUGAAGUAUUUUUAGGACCUUAACGACAUAGAUUAUAAAGAUGGAUCGGAAAAGCUUAAUUUCAUUUAGAAUUGGAACAUUUCAUUCAUUUGA
Molecule: messenger RNA, 2717 nt
Organism: Paramecium octaurelia
Lineage: Eukaryota; Ciliophora; Oligohymenophorea; Peniculida; Parameciidae
Source: the annotation of a GenBank genome assembly